Molecule: messenger RNA, 867 nt
Organism: Ilyonectria robusta
Lineage: Eukaryota; Fungi; Ascomycota; Sordariomycetes; Hypocreales; Nectriaceae
Exons: 2
Coding region: 1-867 (288 amino acids)
Molecular function (GO): oxidoreductase activity
Source: RefSeq, a predicted model, not a curated record
AUGACAGUCAAGUACCCUACAGAUCGCCAGGCGACCAUGGAGUACAUCAGGCCUGACUCCAAGAUGAACCGAAGAUACAUGGCGGCUGGGGAAGAAAUUAACACUGGCAAAUACGAGACGAAACCUGUUUUGGUCCAUGAUGCGAGGCACGAGAUACCCAAGCUCACGCUAGACACGACGGGGUUCGAGCUCUUCGAGCAUGAAUCGAAGGUGUCAGACUGGAGCGACAUGGCAGAGUUGGAAUCAACCUACUCGGAUGAGAUUCAUGACUUUGUGUCCAAGUUAACAGGCGCCGACAAAGUUAUCGUCUUCGGCCCAGUUCGUCGAACCACCGAUGAUAAAAAGCCUGACAACUUAGACACCGCCUGGAACGACCAACCGCCAGCUUCGGACGUGCACGUCGACUACACUCCUCGUCGUGCGGAGUGUCUCGCUGAGGACUUUGCAGCAAAAGCUGGGUUCCGCAGGAGCGACUACAAGCAGGUCAAGCUCAUCAACCUUUGGCGUGCAGUCAAGCCGGGCCCUCAGAACUGGCCAUUGGCCUUGUGCCGAGGAGAUAUCGUAGGCGACGACGAAGGCGUCAUCAACAAUUUACUCUACGUCGACAAGGUGCCAGCCCCGGACCAGAUGCCAGAUGAGCUUCCGCAUGACCCAAUGUAUCCUGAGGGUUCACUUUUCACGUACCGCCCGACGCAUCGCUGGAUGUACUAUAGCAAUAUGGACAAGGAUGAGCUGCUGGCAUUUACGCUGUAUGACUCCAAGAUGGAACGGCCAUGGCGGGUACCUCACUGCGCGUUUUACAACGAUGCAGUUGGGGUCAAGAAGCGGGAGAGUGUCGAGAUCAGGACUGCGUGCUAUUUUAAGUAA